This is a messenger RNA of Chlorella variabilis, 1623 nucleotides long. RefSeq lists its product as hypothetical. Gene Ontology annotation, biological process: protein autophosphorylation; intracellular signal transduction; peptidyl-serine phosphorylation. Gene Ontology annotation, molecular function: calcium-dependent protein serine/threonine kinase activity; calcium/calmodulin-dependent protein kinase activity; calmodulin binding. The record is from RefSeq and is a predicted model, not a curated record. Gene Ontology annotation, cellular component: cytoplasm; nucleus. Lineage: Eukaryota; Viridiplantae; Chlorophyta; Trebouxiophyceae; Chlorellales; Chlorellaceae. Bases 1 to 1623 code for a protein of 540 amino acids. The transcript is spliced from 9 exons.
AUGGCGCAGCAGCUGGCUUCGCCCCGGUCGCCUGCCUUCACUGCCGAGCGGCCCAGCGACAACGCCCUACACGGCAAGCCCUGGCACUUUGGGGAUCCCCACAGUCGCUACCGCUUCAUCAGGUGGGUGCUGGGCCGGGUUGCCGCCGCAGCCGCCGCCUGUGUGCCCGUGCCCACUUGCCAAGCACAGCAUACUACAGCCCGGUUUCUGGCAUGGAAGCACCGCGUAUUCAGCCGGCAUGCAGCAUCCAGGCUGCACAGCGCCACCCUCUCCACUGGGCAGAGUUGUGUCGAGCGGGCGCUCCGCGUAGCUCCGUUUCCGCCGCAGUGCCCCUCGGUCUCCUGCCCACCUGCUGGCCCCUCGCCUGCCUGCUGCAGGGUCCUGGGCACCGGCCACUACGGCGUCACCUACCUUUGCAGCAGCCUGAAGACGGGGCAGCUGGUGGCCAUCAAGGCGCUGGACAAGCUGCACCCAGAGUAUGAGCGGGACACAGCCAUCGAGGAGAUCCUGAUACUGGCGGCGGUGUCAGACCACCCCAAUGUUGUGGACAUGUAUGAGGUGUGGGAGGACGCCUCCUACCUGUUCAUUGUCAUGGAGGCGUGCAUGGGGGGUGAGCUGUUUGACAUGGUGAUUGAGCGCAAGCACUUCACCGAGGCAGACGCCGCCUCCAUCACGGCGGCCAUGCUGAGCGUCAUGCAGCACUGCCACAGCAAGGGCAUCAUCCACAGAGAUCUCAAGCCCGAAAACUUCCUGCUGCUGCGGGAGGGCGAGCUGAGCGCGGCCAACCUGCGGGCCAUCGACUUUGGGCUGUCCAAGUUUGUGGAGGGAGACGGCAUCUGCCGCAGCUGCGUGGGCAGCAGCUACUACGUGGCCCCAGAGGUGCUCAAGGGCGCGUACAGCUACGAGGCGGACGCCUGGUCUGUGGGCACCAUAACCUACAUCCUCCUGUCGGGCUUCCCGCCCUUCUGGGGCUCCUCGGACCAGGUCAUCUUCCACCGCAUCCUCACCAAGCCCGUAGACUUUGACUACCAGCCCUGGAACCAGGUGUCGGCGGCGGCCAAGCACUUUGUGGGCAGGCUGCUGGACAAGGACGCCGCCAGCCGCAUGACGGUGGCGCAGGGGCUGCUGCACCCCUGGAUCACCCAGGAGGCCGCAGACGUGCCGCUCAGCACGGAGAUCAUCAGCCGCCUGCAGGGCUUCACCCACCAGAACCGCGUCAAGUGCCUGCUGAUGACGGUGGCGGCGCACCACCUGAGCGACGAGGAGAUUGGCGGGCUGAGGAAGCUGUUCCAGCAGCUGGACGAGGAGGCCACGGGCACCAUCAGCCUGGUGCAGCUGCAGGAGGCGAUGCGGCACAUGGGCAAGGAGGUGGGGGAGGCGGAGCUUCGGGCGCUGCUGGAGGCGCUGGACAUCCGCCACCAUGGCGUGAUUGAGUACGACGAGUUCCUGGCAGCCUGCCUGGAGGAGCAGCACCUGACCGAGACCAAGCUGCGGGCGGCGUUCGAGUUUUUCGACCACGGCCGCAACGGGGCGAUCACAGAGACGGAUGUGGUUCAGGUGGGCGGGUGGGGCUGGGAGAGUGUGGUGCGGCUCGGUGGAGGCGGCGAUGUGUGUGUCCCCUAG